AUGAAAAAUUUUGCUGUAUUUGUUGGAACGAUGACGUUACAGGCUGUUUGUCUGUCCGUCUGUCUAAUUCUGGUUGUCGUUCAAUGCCAAGUUCUGGACUUCACAAGGGAGCUAACACCGGACGACAUCUACUGUGGAAAUCUCCGAUGUGUAGCGAAAAGUUCCCUGAAUAACAUCAACAUCGCCAUAUAUGAUACCACAGAUGAAGACAACUCCGUGAAACUUGCCUCCAUCUCAGUGUUUGCCCCGGAAGUAUCCGUAGACCCAUCCAAGAACAACGUCAUCGAUGCCACAGGGAACAUCUCAAAGUACGACGGGGUCUUGAAUGUUUGGUUCUUGAAGGAUUUUGAUUGCUUGUAUGGAGCGUUUCAGUGUGAACUAGAUUUCUUUGACAUCAACGGCCAAUCGGGUGUGAUCAGAGAAAACUUGACACCAGCCACAGAAGAAAAUGCAACCAUCGUAUACAGCCUAGCCCAAAUUGCCACACAGCUGAAGAAACAUUCGGAGGAGACGGACAAACAACUGGAGGCGCUGAAGCAGGACAAUGAAGUCUUGAAGACCGUUUUAGACAGCAUCUUAGUGAAAGUAUCCAGGAUCGACGGGUUACUGAACUCUACACUUGAAAAAGAACAGCAACUUGGGACCUCGUGUUAUCGGGGUAUGCCGCACAAAAGCUCCAGGGAGACGUUUUUACUGCAAGAGAAGCUCCUGGCGCUGUGUGACACUGAGACUGAUGGUGGAGGUUGGACAAUCAUACAGAGACGUGUGCGAGGAGAUGUAGACUUCUAUAGAGGCUGGGGUGAUUACAAGAGAGGGUUUGGAACCCCAGACACCGACUUCUGGAUUGGAAAUGACAUUAUUCACAGUCUCACCUCACAGGGCUACAACCAACUCCGGAUUGACUUGGUCUACAACGAAACCAAGUUUUUCGCUCAGUACACAAACUUCAUUCAGGCCGACGAAUCGUCUGCAUACACCAUCACAAUUAGUGGAUAUUCUGGAAAUACCUACGACAGCAUGAGCUAUCAUAAAGGCAGCAAAUUCAGCACUUUUGACAGGGAUAAUGAUCAACAUCCCGAAAGCUGCGCCAAGAAGUAUCACGGCGCUUGGUGGUACAAUGGUUGUUACGCAUCUAAUUUGAAUGGAGCCUGGGCAGACGCAAAUGACACAGGUAUGGGUUGGUAUUUUAACCAGACUAACCAUCGGAACAAUGUGUCGUUUACAGAGAUGAAGAUCAGAUAUAUUUCGAGAUAA
Candidula unifasciata is the source of this 1254-nucleotide messenger RNA. The record is from the annotation of a GenBank genome assembly. NCBI's taxonomy places the organism in Eukaryota, Metazoa, Mollusca, Gastropoda, Stylommatophora, Geomitridae.